UCCCUGGAAGGUCAAAAGGUUCAGAAAUGACGUGACAGAGGUAUCUUAGUAUCAGCUGGCAGUGAAAGAAACAGCAACCAUGGAGACAGAGUCCGUUCGCUCGGGCAACAGCAGCUACGUCAGCCACCGGUCGCACCGCAGCCGAGACAAGCACCGGGACAGAAAACGGCGCAGCCGGGGAGACCACAACCACAGCAGCUCCCUCCUGAAGGCUGACCGGUCGGUGACCAUACAGACUCCACCACACAGCACCACUGGAGGGGGCGAUGGGGAGGAUGGAGAGGAGGUCAUCGAGGUUCAGAUCCUGCCUCAGGAUGAUAACUGGGGAGAUAACACUACAGCCAUCACCGGCACCAGCGAGCAGACGUCCAUGGAGGACAUCUCCAGGAUGGCCAAGGACAUGGAGGACAGUAUCGGGCUGGGCAGCAUCCAGCACCUCGGGGUCGUCAUUGCCACCAUGUUGUCCUUUUUCGCCUUCCUCACUCCCAUCGCCUUCGUAGUGCUUCCGCUGGUUCUGUGGAAGGAAACUCUGGACCCCUGUAACACCGUGUGCCAUGGACUCUUCAUCAGCUUUGCCUUCAAGCUGUUGAUCCUGCUGAUCGGUGCGUGGGCGCUGUUCUUCCGCAGGCCGAGGGUGGUCAUGCCGCGCGUGUUCGUGUUCCGUUCCAUGAUCAUGGCCCUGGUGUUUGUGUACACGUUGUCCUACUGGCUCUUCUACGGAGUCCGCGUGUUAGACGAGCGCCCGUCCAACUACCAGGACAUCGUGCAGUACGCAGUCUCCCUGGUGGAUGCACUGCUCUUCAUUCACUACCUAGCAGUUAUUCUAAUCGAACUCAGGCACCUCAGGCCCCAGUUUAUCGUCAAGGUAGUGAGGAAUACCGACGGAGAAAACCGAUUCUACCACGUGGGCCAGUUCAGCAUACAGCGGGCCGCCGUGUGGCUCCUCGAGCAAUAUUACCGUGACUUCCCACCGUACAACCCCGCCCUGAUGCACAUACCCACACGUGCGCCCAAACAGCUCACCGGCUUCAAGUUCUACGACGUGGACGGGAACCCGGGUAACGCCUCGGCGUCACAAACGCGGGCCAUGAUCGCGGCGGCGGGGCGGCGUCACGAGUCGAUCCACAAGGAGAGAUACUACGAGGAACAAGAGUACGAGAGGAGGGUGAAGAAGAGAAGAGUGCGGUUUGUGUGUGCCACAGAAGAGGCAUUUACGCAUAUCAAACGGCUAAGCGAGGAGCGCGGCCCGGCCGUACCCAUGGAUCCUCACGAGGCUGCGCAGGCGAUCUUCCCGGCAUUUGCCCGUCCCAUGCAGAAAUACCUGCGUGUAACCAAGCAGCAGCCUUACCACACCAUGGACAGCAUCCUCAAGCACCUUGCUUUCUGUAUUGUACAUGAUUGUACCCCCAAGGCCUUCCUGGAGCGCUACCUGACACCAGGGCCCUCCAUUCAGAACGAGAGCGAAAUUCACAAGAAGCAAAAGUGGACUCUUGUGUCGGACCUUCCUCUCCACAACUCGCUGGAACCCGGCAUGAGCUUUGCUCUCCGUGAACAGAGCUUCUCACUGCUGGUUACUGUCAUGCGUAUUCCAACCAUCAAACUCAAGGAAGACUACCAAGAUCCCAAGAGCAACAAGUUUGUACUCAGACUGCAGUCAGAAACCUCAGUCUAACUCACUGUACCCCUCCCCAUCAACAGGCUAAGUUUAGAAGUGUGGUCUUAAUUGUGAUGUCAAGUUUGGCAUAGUCUUGAUUAUGGACUGUCCCCCUUCCUCUGUGUGUAAGGAAAAUGUUGUGGUCAUGAAGGAUAUUUAAAUUUGAACCCUGUGGUGGAAUGUCAUGUGGUAGGAGAUGUACCUUGGUCUGUCACAACUUGUUGAUAUUGUGUUAACAGAUUUUGGCUUGUACGAGAUGAUUGUUUUCUAAUUUGUUACAAAAAAGUAAGUAGUUGUUUACAUAUUAAAGAGUUCAGAAUGGCUAUAGUAUAAUGUAGAGGAUGUUAGUGUAUUGGUACCGAUAAGUAGACUUUUUUACUUGCACAAUUCCUUGCACAUCAGUGUUGACUUCUCAACAGUAGGAAACUAAUAUUUAAUUGUGUGUUUUGAUGAGUGUUGUAGGAAAUGGAUAGGUGGAUGUCAGAACCCCCAUAGAAGGCCCACACAGGCCAGUCUGGCACCUCUGUACAUAUAUAAUAUAGUAGUCUCCAAUUUUCCAAAACAGUUGUCAUGAUAGACCUGUUGUCUACUACUUAAUUAUUACAGUUCUUUGUUGGUUGUAUGGUUAACAAAGCUCACUGAGACGGACGAAAGUUGGUUUUAAAACAUCGGGCAACAUGUACAGAUGCGUAACAAUAUUAGUUUAUCACCUUCGUGUUGUAAAGAAGGGAAAAAUGGAAAAAAAAGGAUGUAACCUUUGGAGAUGCCAGUCAAAGUUCAGGUCAUGUCCAAGUAGGGUUUCUACAGCAAAACUAGUUUUGCAGACUGUGCCUUCUGAGGUUUGUAGGCUUCUAAACUUAACUUUCCUACUUCAAAUUGAAUCAAAGGGUCCAUUAUUUUCACCUCUCCUCGAGUGAUUUCGUAAAAAAAAGAAAGUAUAUUUUCUAAUGAUAGGAUCCGUUACAUGGCAUAAUGCAAACUUUUCUACGAUUUUUGAAUCCCAGGAUUGCUCAGAUUUUUCAUGGGACUCGUGUUGAGUCUACUUGUAUAUACGACUGCCCUGAUGAUCUAAACCAAAAUAGGUUUCCUCCCUGACCACUAGCAUAAUGAAAUGGUCUGCAAUAAUUUUGUGUCCCUAACAUUAGUUUAUUUACAAGUUUGAGAAAUUAGUGAUUUUAAAUGGACGUUAAACUAGACUUGGAUAAUAGAAUUCAUGUCUGAAAAAUGUUUUUACAGAUUUGAAACCUUAUUCUCUAUGUUAUAGAAUUGUGAUGAAAAGGGGAGGAAACCAAUUUGAAUAUAGGUAAAUUUGGUGUAAGGAACAUGUGUAGAACACUGUAUAGCUGUACUUAAAAGAGUAUUGUGUAGUGAUGAAUAUUUCCCUAGUGUGUACCCCCCCAUCUGAGUUAGUCUCUGUGGCUGACAUGAUUUCAUAACUCUUGCCCUGUAACUGAUGAAUAAAGAUAUCAUACAGAUCA
This is a messenger RNA of Branchiostoma floridae (Florida lancelet), 3132 nucleotides long. Its product is annotated as vang-like protein 2. Gene Ontology annotation, cellular component: plasma membrane. NCBI's taxonomy places the organism in Eukaryota, Metazoa, Chordata, Leptocardii, Amphioxiformes, Branchiostomatidae. The record is from RefSeq and is a predicted model, not a curated record. Gene Ontology annotation, biological process: Wnt signaling pathway, planar cell polarity pathway; multicellular organism development; establishment of planar polarity.